Panthera uncia (snow leopard) is the source of this 9559-nucleotide messenger RNA. It is a transcript of the gene APAF1, whose product is annotated as apoptotic peptidase activating factor 1. The coding region runs from base 235 to 3987 and encodes 1250 amino acids. Gene Ontology annotation, biological process: regulation of apoptotic process; apoptotic signaling pathway. Gene Ontology annotation, cellular component: apoptosome. Gene Ontology annotation, molecular function: ADP binding; protein binding. The record is from RefSeq and is a predicted model, not a curated record. NCBI's taxonomy places the organism in Eukaryota, Metazoa, Chordata, Mammalia, Carnivora, Felidae. The transcript has 27 exons.
CAGCAGCUGGAGCGCGCGCGGAGGCGUACUGUCCUGGGCGCUCGGAGUGUUAUUUAUUUGCGUGCGCGGGCGCGCGCUGUCCGGGCUGGGCGGGCGGAGCGGGCUUAGACUGCUCCGCGGUUCUGAGGCGAGGAGGGGGAGUUACCAAGUGGACGCUGAUGCUGUAUUUCUGGCCUGAAGGGGCGAGGGAGCGGAAGCUGAUGGUUGACAGCUUAGAGAAAAAUUUGAGAGAGGAUGGAUGCAAAAGCUCGAAACUGUUUGCUUCAACAUAGAGAAGCCCUGGAAAAGGACAUUAAAACGUCCUACAUCAUGGAUUGUAUGAUUAAUGAUGGAGUUUUAACAGUAUCAGAGGAGGAAAAAGUAAAAAAUGAGCCCACUCAGCAGCAACGAGCAGCUCUCCUAAUUAAAAUGAUACUUAAAAAAGAUAAUGAUUCCUACAUAUCAUUCUACAAUGCUCUAAUACAUGAAGGGUAUAAAGAUCUUGCUGGCCUUCUUCAUGGUGGCAUUCCUGUCAUCUCUUCUUCGAAUGGUGGCAAAGAUUCAGUUGGUGGAAUAACUUCAUAUGUAAGGACAGUCCUGUGUGAAGGUGGAGUGCCACAGAGGCCGGUGGUCUUUGUUACUAGGAAGAAACUGGUGAACUCAAUUCAGCAGAACCUCUUCAAACUAAAUGGUGAACCAGGAUGGGUCAUCAUAUACGGAAUGGCAGGUUGUGGGAAGUCUGUUUUAGCUGCAGAAACUGUUCGAGAUCAUUCUUUCUUAGAUGGUUGUUUCCCAGGGGGUGUGCACUGGGUUUCAGUUGGGAAACAAGACAAGUCUGGGCUUCUGAUGAAACUGCAGAAUCUUUGCGCACGGUUGGAUCAGGAUGAGAGUUUCUCCCAGAGGCUUCCACUCAAUAUUGAAGAGGCUAAAGACCGCCUUCGCAUUCUGAUGCUGCGUAAACACCCACGGUCUCUGUUGAUCUUGGAUGAUGUUUGGGAUCCUUGGGUAUUAAAAGCUUUUGACAAUCAGUGUCAGAUUCUUAUUACAACCAGAGACAAGAGUGUUACAGAUUCAGUAAUGGGCCCUAAAUAUGUAGUCUCUGUGGAGAGUGGCUUAGGAAAAGAAAAAGGACUUGAAAUUUUAUCCCUUUUUGUUAAUAUGAAGAAAGCAGAUUUGCCAGAACAAGCUCACAGUAUUAUAAAAGAAUGUAAAGGUUCUCCUCUUGUAGUGUCUUUAAUUGGUGCACUUUUACGUGAUUUUCCCAACCGUUGGGAUUACUACCUUAGGCAACUUCAGAAUAAGCAAUUUAAGAGAAUAAGGAAAUCUUCAUUUUAUGAUUAUGAGGCUCUGGAUGAAGCCAUGUCUAUAAGUGUUGAAAUGCUCAGAGAGGACAUCAAAGAUUAUUAUACAGAUCUUUCCAUCCUUCAAAAGGAUGUUAAGGUGCCUACAAAGGUGUUAUGUAUUCUCUGGGACAUGGAAACUGAAGAAGUUGAAGACAUACUGCAGGAGUUUGUUAAUAAGUCUCUCUUAUUCUGUGAUCGGAAUGGAAAAUCAUUUUGUUAUUAUUUACAUGAUCUUCAAGUAGAUUUCCUUAUAGAAAAGAAUCGCAACCAGCUUCAGGAUCUACAUAAGAAGUUAGUCACUCAGUUCCAGAGACAUCACCAGCCACAUACUCUUUCACCAGAUCAGGAGGACUGCAUGUAUUGGUACAAUUUUCUGGCUUACCACAUGGCUAGUGCUAACAUGCACAAAGAACUUUGUGCUUUAAUGUUUUCCCUGGAUUGGAUUAAAGCAAAAACUGAACUCGUAGGCCCUGCCCAUCUGAUUCAUGAGUUUGUGGAAUAUAGGCAUAUAUUGGAUGAAAAGGAUUGUGCAGUCUGUGAAAAUUUCCAAGAGUUUUUAUCAUUAAAUGGACACCUUCUUGGACGACAGCCAUUUCCUAAUAUUGUUCAACUGGGUCUCUGUGAACCAGAAACUUCAGAAGUUUAUCAGCAAGCUAAGCUGCAGGCCAAGCAGGAGGUCGAUAAUGGAAUGCUUUACCUGGAGUGGAUAAACAAAAAAAACAACAAGAAUCUUUCCCGCUUAGUUGUCCGCCCCCAUACAGAUGCUGUUUACCAUGCUUGCUUUUCUGAGGAUGGUCAAAGAAUAGCUUCUUGUGGAGUUGAUAAAACCUUACAGGUGUUCAAAGCUGAAACAGGAGAGAAACUUCUGGAAAUCAAGGCUCAUGAGGAUGAAGUGCUUUGUUGUGCAUUCUCUGCAGAUGACAGAUUCAUAGCAACCUGCUCAGUGGAUAAAAAAGUGAAGAUUUGGAAUUCUAUGACUGGGGAACUAGUACAUAUCUAUGAUGAGCACUCAGAGCAAGUCAAUUGCUGCCACUUUACCAACAACAGUCAUCACCUUCUCUUAGCCACUGCGUCAAGUGACUGUUUCCUCAAACUGUGGGAUUUGACCCAAAAAGAGUGUCGAAAUACCAUGUUUGGCCACACAAAUUCAGUCAAUCACUGCAGAUUUUCACCAGAUGAUAAACUUUUGGCUAGUUGUUCAGCUGAUGGAACAUUAAAGCUUUGGGAUGUGAAAUCAGCAAACGAGAGGGAAAGCAUUAAUGUGAAGCAAUUCUUCCUAAAUUCAGAGGAGCCUCAAGAGGAUAUGGAAGUGAUAGUGAAAUGUUGUUCAUGGUCUGCUGAUGGUGCUAGGAUAAUGGUGGCAGCAAAAAAUAAGAUCUUUCUUUUUGACAUUCAUGCCAGUGGCCUGUUGGCAGAAAUCCAUACAGGCCAUCAUAGCACCAUCCAGUACUGUGACUUCUCCCCACAAAAUCACUUGGCAGUGGUGGCUUUAUCCCAGUGCUGUGUAGAGUUGUGGAAUAUGGACUCAUGUUUAAAAGUGGCUGACUGCAGAGGACAUUUAAGUUGGGUUCAUUGUGUGAUGUUUUCUCCUGAUGGAUCAUCAUUUUUGACAUCUUCUGAUGACCAGACAAUCAGGCUCUGGGAGACAAAGAAAGUAUGUGAGAACUCUGCUAUAGUGUUAAAGCAAGAAAUAGAUGUUGUGUUUCAAGAAAAUGAAGUGAUGGUUCUUGCAGUUGACAAUGUAAGACAUCUGCAGCUCAUUAAUGGAAAAACAGGUCAGACUGAUUAUCUGACAGAAGCUCAAGUUAGUUGCUGUUGCUUAAGUCCACAUCUUGAGUACAUUGCAUUUGGAGGCGAAGAUGGAGCCAUUGAGAUUUUAGAACUCCUAAACAACAGAAUCUUCCAAUCCAGGAUUGGGCACAAGAAAACUGUACGGCACAUCCAGUUCACAGAUGAUGGGAAAACUCUUAUUUCAAGCUCUGAUGAUUCUUCAAUUCAGGUGUGGAAUUGGCAAUCAGAGGAAUAUGUCUUUCUACAAGCCCAUCAGGAAACAGUGAAAGACUUUAGGCUCUUGAAAAAUUCAAGACUGCUUUCCUGGUCAUUUGAUGGAACAGUGAAGGUGUGGAGUAUUAUUACUGGAAGAAUAGAAAAAGAUUUUGUCUGUCACCAAGAUACAGUACUUUCUUGUGAUAUUUCUCCUGAUGCUACUAAGUUUUCAUCUACAUCUGCUGACAAGACUGCAAAGAUUUGGAGUUUUGAACUUCUUUCCCCUCUUCAUGAGCUGAGGGGCCACAAAGGCUGUGUGCGCUGCUCUGCCUUCUCUGUGGACAGUACCCUGUUGGCGACUGGAGAUGACAAUGGAGAAAUCAGGAUAUGGAAUGUCUCAAAUGGUGAGCUGCUUCAUUUAUGCGCUCCGAUUUCAGUAGAAGAAGGAGCUGCUACCCAUGGAGGCUGGGUGACUGACCUUUGCUUUUCACCAGAUAGCAAAAUGCUUGUCUCUGCUGGAGGAUAUCUUAAGUGGUGGAGUGUUGACACUGGGGAAUCCUCACAGACCUUCUACACAAAUGGAACCAAUCUUAAGAAAAUACACGUGUCUCCUGACUUCAAAACAUAUGUGACUGUUGAUAAUCUUGGUAUUUUAUAUAUUUUACAGAUGUUAGAGUAAAGUAGUUAAGGAAUAAUGUAGUUGAACUCUUUAAUUUUGAAUUGGAAAAAAAUUCUAUUGAAACUUCUGUAUUUCAACUUUUUAUAAAGCUGUGAAUUGUUUUGCAGUACUGCAUUCAUUAUGAAAGUGUUUGUGGUUGGGUGAAUAAUAUUAAUGUAGCCUUUUCCCAAACGAACACACCUUUAAUCUUGUUUUUCAUAAUCAUCAUCAUUAUUGUUAACAGUUUGUCCUUAAGAUGCAAAUGAAAAUGUAAAUAUGUACCUUGUUAUACUGUUGGUAAAAUUCUCUCUUGAUGCAUUCAAAUUGGUUGACAUAAUUAAUGAGAAUAAUUUGAAGGAAAUAUGUAUUUUAAUGCUAUUAUUAUGCAGGCUGUGCCUCAGGGUAGCAGGCCUGCUUUCUGAACCACAUUACCCCAAGGGGUAUAGUUCUCCCAAUUACAAUCUUGAAGCUUAUUUGCACCCCUUAAAUUUGCUUUAAAAAUAUUAUGUUUGUGUGCAUAGUUUGCAGCAUUUCCUUAAAUUCACUAGAUAAGUGAGUGUUGGAUUUCAAAAGUUCUUGUGAAGCAAAAAUCAUAGGACUACCUUUUUCUCACUAGCUAAUGGCAGCCCUGUGCUGCCACUGGACUCUAGUUGUCAAUCUUUGAGUUGGGUGCUGUCUUGCUUGCUCUGGUUUUUAACCAGACUUGUUACUUGACUGAACUUGACCUUCCUUUAUAAAAUUUUUUUUUUUAUUUCAAGAGAGUGAGAGAGAGAGCCAGCGAGCAUAUGCACAUGUGUGUGUGUAGGGGAGGAGCAGAGAGACAGGGAGAGAGAGAAUCCCAAGCAGGCUCCACACUUAGCACAGAGCCUGAUGCAGGCGCUCAGUCCCAUGAAUUGUGAGAUCAUGAUCUGAGCUGAAAUCAAGAGUCGUCACUUAACCAAUUGAGCCACCCAGACACCCCUGAACUCGACGUUGCUUAAUCCUCAACUUUCUUCUUUUCUUUUUUUACAGUUGAAUUUUUGUAAAUUAGAAUAAUUGGAGAGGACCAAUUUUCAUUAUGUUCUAGCAGAAUUUUUCUAAGAAAUAUAAAAUAGUAAAAAAUCAUUUUCUUCUAAGUCUGCUUACUCAGAUGAAUGGCAUCUGUUUACUCAGAUGAAUUUCGAGAGAAUUCUCUAUGCUUUUCUAUGUAGUAACAGAAGAGUCCUCGUGAAUCUGGAAACUGGUCUGUCUUCCAACUGGUAUUCUUCUCUCUUUUGUUCCCUUUCUUCCUCCCUCUUUCCCUCCCUCCUUCCCUCCCUCCCUCCAAGGUUAAUCAGGAAAGGUAGCUCUUAACAGAGAAAAAGUAUAUCAGCAUCAGUAACUAGCUUUUUUGACUUCCUGAUUAGGAAUUUUAAUUGCAUUAAAGCUGCAUUUUUGCCUGACAAUACAUUAUUAAGGGAAAUGGCAAUAAAUUAAUAGAUGUGGUUCACAUAAGAAUAACCAAAAUUCAAGAAUUUUGCUGCUGCAGCAGAAAGUAAAUCAAAUGAAUAUUAGUGUUAACAGGUAAGCAGUGAGCCAGUUUCUGUUGUUGGUGUGUAUUAGAUGUGGUAUAGAUAGGGGGCCUAGACCACUCCGGAUGUAUUUUAGAUUAGAUAUUACUAUUUAGCAUUUGAGGCAGUCAUAAGUAUAACGAAUACAAUCUUUUACAUUGUUAAGGAGGUUCAGCUGUUUGGUUUUUUAUGAUGGGUUGAGGUACUAAUUUAUAGGCUUACUGUGAUUUCAGCAAAUGUGAUGUGAAGAUCUUAAUUUUAUGAAAAAAAUUAUGUAAAUGAUGUACUUAGAGUAAACCAUAGUUUGAUUUGCAUACAAUGUUUAGAAACUAUAGCUCAGACUAUAACGUAUUAACUUUUGGAAUUAAAAGCCACUUGACUGUUAAACUAUAGAACAGACAUUUGGCUUUUACCUUUGAUUGGCCCUUGUCUUCAAAUAAAAAGAAAAGUGGGAAGAAAAGGUAAUGACAAAAAGGCAAUAUCAAAAAGAUGAGAAGACAAGGUAACUUGAGGGAAGAAGAGAAACCCAAUAUGAGGGAGAUAUAUGUUUCAUGGCAGCUCAAGUAGUCAGUCAAGGGGAGGAUUUUGUUUUGUACUUGCAGAUGAGCAUUUUCAAGCAUUUUCCCUUGCUUUGUUUUUUGUAAUGGAAAUUACAUUGCAUUUUGUAUAUAUAAGGAUUUUUUUUUACAUUGUAUGUGUCUUGUAUGGUUUGAAAAUUCUUAGUUUUAUAUUUAUGAUACAAGUCACACAAUUUCUUUUGCCUUGGUAUACAUUUUAAUACAUGAAUUAAAAAAUUUUAUAAAAAAUAAAAUUCCUAAAAUAUUUUUGAAAAACAUUUUCAGAUUAUUUCAGGCUCCUUGUCCUUUGUUGGUUAGAAAACAGAUGUGAAAGAUUCUUCAAACUAAAGCUACCAUUCUUUCUAUUGCUUUAUCAACUAUGUCUAAUUCAAUUUUAUUAAAGUUUUAUCUCCUCAGUUUAUCUCUGAUGAUUGCUACCUGGUGUGGCUGUCAUGGUGCAUGGUGAAGAUCCUGUAAAGAAGAGAAUUAAUUAAUUUUUUUUCAUUCAGUAAAUACUUAUUGAGAUCUACCAUAUCUGGCAUUUUUGUAGAAAUUAGGUAUAUAAAAGUGAGCAGAAAAAAAAAGUGAGUCUUUGCCCUACUUCAGUUCAGAGCCAGGGAGAGGCAGACAAAAAGUAAAAUCUAUAGUGUAUUAUAGUAUGUAUAUAUGGUAUGUAUAAAUGAGGGGUUGGGAGCGUUACAGUUUUAGGUGGAGUUGCUCACUGAGAAGGUGACACUUGAGUACAGACCUGAAAGAUGGAGGAGUGAGUCAUACAGGAAUCUGGAGAGAUUCCCAAGCAGAGUGCACUAGGCACAAAGACAGAAUAGUGGAUGGGUUGGUCUGUUACAGAGCUGGCAAGAGGCUGGUGUGGCUGGCAAAGACUAUGUGAGGGGAGUGUAACAAGAGGUGCAUCACCAUGUAGGGCCUCCUAGGCCAGUGUAAGUACUUUUACUUUGAGAUAGGACCUACUGGAGGAGUUUGGGUAGUGGAGUGAUCUGACUUAAGCUUUAUUUUCUUUUAUUUUUUAGAGAGAGUGUGAGCAGGAGAGAGGGGAAGAAAGAGAAAGAGAAUUUUAAGUUUGUUUGUUUAUUUAGAGAGGCAGACAAAGAGGGAGAGCAAAAAUCCCAAGCAGGUCCCAUGCUGUCAGUGCAGAACUCAGCAUGGGGCUCAAACUCACAAACUGUGAGAUCAUGGCCUGAGCUGAAAUCAAGAGUUGGAUGCUUAACCAACUGAGCCAUCUAGGUGCCCUGAGAGAGGGAGAGGGGGAGAGAGACAGAGAGAAAAUCUUAAUUAUGCUCCAUGCUCAGCAUGGAGUCUGAUGCAAGGCUUGAUCCCACGACCCUGGAAUCAUGACCUGAGCCAACAUCAAGAGUCAGAUGCUUGGGGCGCCUGGGUGGCUCAGUCGGUUAAACGUCCCACUUCGGCUCAGGUCAUGAUCUCAUGGUCCGUGGGUUCGAGCCCCGCGUCGGGCACUGUGCUGACAGCUCAGAGCCUGGAGCCUGUUUCAGAUUCUGUGUCUCCCUCUUUCUCUGACCCUCCCCUGUUCAUGCUUUCUCUCUGUCUCAAAAAUAAAUGUUAAAAAAAAAAAAAUUAAAAAGGAGAGUCAGAUGCUUAACUGACUAAGCCACCCCCGUACCCCAAGAUUUAAUUGGUUCCUCUGGCAGUGGAAACCAAUUGAGAAUUGGUUGUAAAGGGGCACAGACAAGGGUGAAAGCAGGGAUACCAGUGAGAAGCUUGCGCAAUAAUUCGGGUAAAAUGAAGGCAGCCAGACGAGGGUGGCAGCAGUAGGGGUUGUGACAGUUGGAUUUUGGAUAUAUUUUAAAGAUAAUAGGAUUUGCCAGUGGAUUGGAUAAAAGUUGUGAGAAAGACAAGAAUGAUACCAAGGUUUUAGCCACUUUGGCUUGAGCUAUGGGAAGAUUAGAAUUGCCUUUAAUGGAGAUGAAAACGAUUAUGAAAGGAGCAGGGUUUUGGACAUAGCAAGUUUGAGAUGGCCAUUAGGCAUCCAAGUGGGGAUGUUGAUUGAGUAUUGGUGGUCAAAUAAAAGGGUCUGGAGUUCAUGGGAAAAAUCUGUGAUGCAGAUACAAAUCUGAGAGUUAUCAGUGACUUUAAAUACAUCAAAUGUAUUUAAAACCACAGGAUCAGAUGAGAUCAGCAGUGAAACAGGUAUUGAUAGACAAGACUGGAGUCCUAAGCUGGAGUCCAGGACAGUGUGAGGUUGGUGAGAUGAAGGACCAGCACAGGAGACUGAGAAGGACCAGAAAGACUAAGAAUUGCAGCUUGAUGUGGUAAGUAUAGUGAAUGCAGUGGGCAUGGGUCUCUUAAUGUGGUCUUGGGCAAAAUUUCUUUAGUGGUUUGUCUGUUCAGCCACCGGCCUAUCCUGAAUGGCUUCGGUAUCUAGUGUGUGCCAAGAACUAUUUUAAGCAGCAGCCAAGGCAAUAAAGAAAUACAUUUUAGUUGUUGGGAGAGAUUGAGGACAAUGGAUAAUAUGAAAAAAAAAAUAUCAGCAGUUGUCUUAUAUGUAAAAUAGGUAUCUGUUCUUCCUUCUCAUGGUUGUCAUAAAGAUUUAAUAAGGUAAUGCUCAUGAGGUACUUACCUCCAUGCUUGGAUGAAGAAAGUGCUCAAUGAACAUUUCUUGGUGUUAUUCGGGUCUUGUCAUCUUUGGCCUGGCAACAGUUCCCUGACUGCUGUCUCUUGUGCCACUCUGCUUUAUUUUUCCAAAGUGCUCAUUUUAAUCUUGUCGCUUCUCUUUAAAACCCUGGACCUGCUCUGUGCUCUCUUGCUUCUUUGUAUAUGCUGUUCUCUCUCUUAUACUGCCUUUCUCCAGCCUAAUUUUUUUCCCUAAUUCCUUCUUAUCCUUCAUAUAUUUUGAGAUGACCCUUCUGCUGAAGGUUUGCCUUGCCCUCUCAUAGUGCCUUCUUUUCUCCGCCAUGACUUUUUAUCACCCUGUAUUGUUUACUUAUUGGAGUCCCCGAUUAGGUCAUAAGCUCCAUGAAGCCAGGUCUGUGUCUUUUACACCACAUUUAACAUAAGCCUGGCUCCAGUUGGAGCCUCAGUAAAUAGUUGUUGAAUGAUUGAAAUUCUUGUAUAUACGGUUGCAUGUCCAGAGCACAUUCUCUGUCCUCCCUCUGCGCCAGGAUAUCAAGAGGCUAAUUAAAAAGUAGCAUGUCACUAGCAUUUUCUUUAUCUUUCUGUUUUAGUUUGGCAUUUUAUUGUGAAGCAUCGUUAGAGGAAGGUAAAACUUCACUUGAAUAAAAGAUUUGCUCCUAGAUUAUAUGAAAUGAAUAAACAUUUCCCUGAAGUGUUUAAGUUGGUAAGUAUGGCAAUCUAUUAUUCAACAUUAUGUUAUUAUAAUUUACUUACCGGCCUUUUGAGAAGGAGAAAAUGAUUUUCGAAUAAUUCUUGGUCUCUGAAGAUUGUCACUUGAAUAGAUUUCCUUGCUCAUAACCCCUGCCCUUAAGACCAUGGAGAUACUAUACAGUUAUUUAAAUGCCGGAAUUAGAAUAUCAA